Messenger RNA from Hordeum vulgare subsp. vulgare (domesticated barley), 3206 nucleotides. RefSeq lists its product as uncharacterized. The transcript is spliced from 18 exons. Bases 167 to 2740 code for a protein of 857 amino acids. Lineage: Eukaryota; Viridiplantae; Streptophyta; Magnoliopsida; Poales; Poaceae. The record is from RefSeq and is a predicted model, not a curated record.
GACGGCCUGGUUGAGAGGGCAAACGCCCGGACGCACUCGCCGUGGACCGUGUGGUGCCGCCGACCGCUCUGCCCCCUCCUCCGCCUGCCCACUACUACCUCGUAGCCGGCCACGGCGAAGCUCCCCCAGUCUAGGGGGUUUCCGCGCCUUUCUUUCCCUGCCUCCCAUGGCGCCUCCCCUCCUCCUCCGCAUCCUCUUCCUCCUCGCAAUCACCGCCGCCGCGUCGGCAGCAGCGCGGCGAGAGGCGUUCCGUCGGGACCCCGGGCACGAGCACUGGCACCACGGCGCCUUCCACGACGUCGAGGAAAGCGUCCGCGCCGACGUCCGCCGCAUGCUCCACACCCGCGCAGAGGUUCCAUUUCAAGUGCCCCUCGAGGUUAAUGUUGUUCUGAUUGGUUUCAACGGUGAUGGGGGGUAUAGAUACCCUUUGGAUGGGCACAAGCUUGAGCAAUUCCUAAAGAUGAGCUUUCCACUCCAUAGGCCCUCUUGUUUCGAGACAGGGGAGCCAAUUGAUAUUGAGCACCAUAUCAUGUAUAAUGUCAUAGCGGCUGGACAACCAGAGCUUAUUUCUCUUGAGAAGUCACUGAAGGAGGCUAUGGUUUCUGCAGGAACCGCGAGAGAGAGUGAAUAUGGUAGGGAAUUCCCCCUCUUUGAGGUAGAAGCAACUGUAGUAGAACCUAUAUUCGAGAGGCUAUACUCAUUUAUUUUUGAUAUGGAGCCUGGUCGUUCUGCAACUGAGAUGGAUAGGCCUGUACCUGUUGCAAUAUUUGUUGUUAAUUUUGAUAAGGUCAGAAUGGAUCCUCGGAACAAAGGAGUUGAUCUUGACAGUUUAAUGUACAGUAAAAUUAGUGGACUGACAGAACAAGAGCUAAAAAAGCAAGAAGCGGAUUACAUCUACCGUUACCGGUACAAUGGAGGUGGAGCAACUCAAGUUUGGCUGAGUUCUGGAAGAUUUGUUGUAAUAGAUCUGUCAGCAGGCCCUUGUACAUAUGGGAAAAUAGAAACAGAAGAAGGCAGUGUUAGUUAUAGGUCAAUGCCGCGGCUGUCAAAUUUAAUCUUCCCAAGAGGACUUGCUGCUCCAAGUGCCAGUUCAACACAAGAUAUUUUUGUUGGGCAGCUUGCAGGUUUAAUUUCAACUACCAUUGAGCAUGUAAUAGCUCCUGAUAUCAGACUAGAUAAUUGCCUGUGCGUUGCAACAGGGGCACAAAUAUUUAUACGCAAUCACCGUGAUUUACCUGCCAUUUAUUGUCAAGUAAGACGUGGGACAUGCGGGCAGCUGAGGUGGUUUAAAAAAAAGGUGGGAAAAAGGCAAAACCGGAAACGGAGGUUUGAAACUGUUGACAUGACAUUGAGGUUGCUUGUACCUAUCAUUGUGCUACAGAACCACAAUAGGUACAAUAUUCUUCAAGCCGGACACAACAACAGUAUAGAUGUUAAAGCUAUUGAAAGAGAGGUAAAAAAGAUGGUCCAUGCUGGGCAGGAGGUUAUAGUAAUUUCUGGUUCGCAUGCACUGCAUGAGCACGAAAAGUUAGCUGUUGCAGUCUCAAAAGCAAUGCGUAGUCAUUCUCUUCAUGAAACAAAGAGUGAUGGUCGAUUUCACGUCCGUACGAAAACAUACUUGGAUGGAGCAAUACUCAAAGAGGAAAUGGAACGUUCUGCCGAUGUGCUGUCGGCUGGUUUAUUGGAAGUCUCGGAUCCUUCCCUCUCAAGUAGAUUCUUCCUGAAGCAGCAUUGGAUGGAUGAGCAAGAUAAUGUACAAGAUUCUAUCAAGCACAAGCCUAUUUGGGAAUCUUACAUGCCCAGAAAUAAGAAAGAAAAACGAGGAGCUGGAAAAAAGAAACAUGGAGCCAUGUACAGAACUUAUGGAACCAGAGUAAUUCCAGUCUUUGUAUUAUCAUUGGCUGAUUUUGAUCCUGAGCUUAUGAUGGAAGAGGAAAGCCUUGUUUGGACAAGUAAAGAUGUUGUCAUUGUAUUGGAGCAUAACAAUAAAAUGAUUCCUCUAAGCUACGUGUCAGAAACAACUAGGCAGUUUGCGUAUCCAUCUCUAGCACAGCGUCACAUCUUGGCUGGUUUGGCUUCUGCAGUUGGAGGUUUGAGUGCACCGUAUGAACGGGCAUCACGUAUCCAUGAAAGACCAAUUGUGAACUGGCUAUGGUCUGCUGGAUGUCAUCCUUUUGGACCAUUCUCAAACUCCUCUCAGAUCAGUCAAAUCCUUCAGGACGUUGCACUGAGAACUACAAUCUAUGCCCGGGUUGAUGCAGCUCUUCGCAAAAUAAGGGACACAUCAGAGUCCGUUCAAUCAUUUGCGUCAGAUCAUCUUAAGACGCCAUUAGGAGAACCUGUCAAAGGUAAUACAAACAAGUCUAGCACUGAGUUAUGGGUAGAGAAAUUCUAUAAGAAGGUGACAACGAUGCCGGAGCCUUUCCCCCAUGGUCUUGUUGAACGUUUGGAAGAGUACCUGGAUAGGCUUGAGGAACAACUUGUGGAUCUAUCUUCAUUGCUCUACGACCAUCGUCUGGUUGAUGCUUCUCAAAACAGUUCCGACAUCCUGCAGAGCACUAUAUUUACCGAACAGUAUGUAGGACGUGUUUUGUCUGCGGAGAGAGACAAGAUGAAGUGCUGCAGCAUUGAAUAUAGUCACCCGAAACAGUCAUCCCAGGCUUUUGUCUAUGGAGGGAUCCUUGUGGCUGGAUUUCUUGUCUACUCAUUGGUUAUUUUCUUCUCUUCACCAGUUCGAUAACUCGCUCAACAACUUGAUGAAGGCAGUUAAGGAUUUUCUCCAUGGUGACAAGAUGGUAAGCUGGGGGGUAUGUCAAGGACGACGUCUGGAUGAGGCCAUGAACUAAUGUUGUGUGGUAUUAUUUAGGGCUUGUGUCUUCAAAAAGAAAAGAAAAAAGUUAGGGGUUAUGUUGGAUUGUAGCACAAUUUUGUCUAUGAGACUGUCAUUUUUCAGUACUUGAGCUGUAGGAAUCUCCAUGGCAUGUAUUCCCUCCGUCCCAAAUAAGUGACUCAACUUUAUACUAAACUUAAUAUAAAAUUAAAUCAUUUAUUUUGAGACGGAGGGAGUAGUAGUGAGCUAAACGCUCUUAUAUUUCUUUAUGAAGGGAGUACUACCGUAUCAAAAUGUAAGGUGUUUUGAUCACUCCCUUUUGCAACUUACUACUAUGUGAUCCUCUAUUUCUAAAUAGCUGCCUUCCAUUAUAAAA